AUGGCCCGCGAUAACGAGCAUUUCUUCCCUGAUCGUCACGCCGGCGCCGGCCGCCGUGGUGAUGAUGGUGAUGACCAUGGUGGGGCCGACACGACCAGCGGCGAGUACAGCGCCGACUUCCAGUUGCCCCUGCCGCCGCUGGCCGACGAAGAUGCUGCCUUCCUCCGAGCCGUGGCGGCGAGAGCUGAGGCCGAUGCAUCAUCAUCAUCAUCGUCAGCAUCACCAUCUUCGUCCCGAGGCGCCCGUCGUCACCAGCCCCUACUCCGCAGGUUAAUUACCGCCUACGGUGCCGAGUCGUCGGCACGGGGCAUGCAACGCGGGCUGGCGCCCAUCUAUCAAGGCUAUCUGCUGCGCAUGUCCGAUGGUGUGAGUGUUGACGAACUGAUCAGCAAACAAGGUCCUAGCGACAAAAGAGGAAGAGAGAAGCUGUAG
Messenger RNA from Diplodia corticola, 432 nucleotides. RefSeq lists its product as uncharacterized. NCBI's taxonomy places the organism in Eukaryota, Fungi, Ascomycota, Dothideomycetes, Botryosphaeriales, Botryosphaeriaceae. The coding region runs from base 1 to 432 and encodes 143 amino acids. The record is from RefSeq and is a predicted model, not a curated record. The transcript has a single exon.